AUGGGAUCAUCGAAAGAAACCGACCGCGAUGGCGGAGUCAAAGAUGCUGUCGAAGCCCCCGAACAAGAGCAAUCAGGCGGCACCCAAGAAGAAGGAAGCAAGAAUGAGGGGUUGGGAAACGUCCCAUCAUACAGUUUGGCGGGCUCCGGCGCGCAAAAUCCGAAUAACAAUCGUGGAUACACGAAUGAAGAGUACGAACAAUACAAAUCUCAGUACAACCAAGACGAUGAUAGCCCAACUUGGAGUUUGGCCCAGCCUCUCCCUCAUAUCGUUCGGCCUGGUAUGCGUCAUGGCGCCUUGCCAGAGGAUCGACAGGAGGAUAAACACGAUAUGACACAGAACGGCAAGGAUCCAGCGCACACAGAGGCAGUUAAGAAACAACAGUCCGCCGAAAAUCGCACGAAAAAAGUCAAUGAUCCCAGAGAAGAUGGCUUUUUCAAUACUUGGUCGAAGAUUCGUCACCAUCUACGCGAGCCGCUGGCUGAAUGGCUCGGAACAACUAUGGCAAUGACAAUCGGUCUUUGCGCUACCUUAUCGAACUUUACAUCUUCCGGACAAGCAGGGUCAUACCCUGCUCAAAGUGCCGCCUGGGGCUUUGGUUUCAUGGCCGCUAUCUAUACGACCGGUGGUAUGUCUGGUGGCCAUCUAAACCCAGCCAUCACAAUCUCGCUGUCUGUAUUUCGUGGAUUUCCCGCGCGUCGAUGUGUGAUUUACAUUGCUGCGCAACUCCUCGGUGCUAUCACCGCAGGGGGCAUCUCGUAUGCGAUCUACCAUGAUGCCAUUGUUGAAGUGGCCAAAGUGGCCAAAGUGCCCCAGAAUGCAAGCGUCGCUAGUCAGGCUCUUCUCACCUUGCCGAAACCAUUCGUCCAUCCUGCGACUGCAUUCUUCACUGAGUUUUUGGGCAGCGCAAUUUUAGUCGGUUCUAUUCUCGCUCUGGGAGAUGACACCAAUGCACCCCCAGGAGCUGGAAUGCAGGCAUUUAUCAUUGGAAUUAUCAUUACCAUUGUGGUCCUUGCACUGGGCUAUAACACCGGAGGUUGUUUCAAUGGCGCACGAGACUUUGGUCCGCGACUUGUUGCCCUUAUGGCUGGGUGGGGCGGCCAGAUCUUCCGAGAAUACCAUGCAUGGUGGGUUUGGGGUCCAUGGGUUGCAGACAUCACCGGUGCGAUGUUUGGCGCUUUAAUCUAUGACAUGGCUAUAUUUACGGGUGGUGAGAGUCCAGUCAACUAUCCCCCACGGAGGCGAAAGCGGGCAUACCGUGUGAGAGCUUUGAAUCUCCGGAAGAAACUUCGUAUUGGGAAAAAGAAGGUCCCCGAUCUUGAGCAGUCUGUUAAGGAUACUGAGAGCUAG
Messenger RNA from Penicillium coprophilum, 1350 nucleotides. Its product is annotated as MIP/aquaporin family protein. Gene Ontology annotation, molecular function: glycerol channel activity; water channel activity. Gene Ontology annotation, cellular component: plasma membrane. The transcript is spliced from 4 exons. Bases 1 to 1350 code for a protein of 449 amino acids. Lineage: Eukaryota; Fungi; Ascomycota; Eurotiomycetes; Eurotiales; Aspergillaceae. Gene Ontology annotation, biological process: water transport; glycerol transmembrane transport. The record is from RefSeq and is a predicted model, not a curated record.